Dioscorea cayenensis subsp. rotundata (Guinea yam) is the source of this 1183-nucleotide messenger RNA. Its product is annotated as zinc finger CCCH domain-containing protein 25. The record is from RefSeq and is a predicted model, not a curated record. Gene Ontology annotation, cellular component: catalytic step 2 spliceosome; precatalytic spliceosome; U2 snRNP. Gene Ontology annotation, molecular function: RNA binding; metal ion binding. The transcript has 4 exons. Gene Ontology annotation, biological process: mRNA splicing, via spliceosome. Lineage: Eukaryota; Viridiplantae; Streptophyta; Magnoliopsida; Dioscoreales; Dioscoreaceae. The coding region runs from base 36 to 965 and encodes 309 amino acids.
GGCUCCAUUUUGGGAACUAGGGUUUCAGUGUCGUCAUGAAUCCUCUCACGCUUGUGAAGCGAAUUCAGAAGAUAAACUCAACCGAGGCUUCGCUUGGGAUCUCCGACGAGGCUUCAUGGCACGCCAAGUACAAGGAUUCCGCUUACGUCUUCGCCGGCGGCAUCCCCUACGACCUCACCGAAGGCGAUCUCCUCGCUGUUUUCGCCCAAUAUGGAGAGAUUGUUGAUGUUAAUCUUGUGAGAGAUAAGAGUAGUGGGAAGUCCAAAGGUUUUGCCUUUAUUGCAUAUGAGGACCAGAGGAGCACGAUCCUCGCUGUAGAUAAUCUAAAUGGGGCGAAGAUUCUUGGUCGAAUUAUAAGAGUGGAUCAUGUGAGUAACUACAAAAAGAAAGAGGAAGAGGAGGAAAAUGAUGAAGAGAGAGAGCGGAAGCGGGAGGCGCGUGGGGUCUGCCGUGCUUUUCAAAGAGGUGAAUGUAACAGGGGAGCUUCAUGCAAAUUUUCUCAUAAUGAACAGCGAAGUGCGAAUACUGGUUGGGGUCCCAAAGACAGCGAUUCCAGAUGGGAUAAUGAUAAGUAUGAAGGCCCUCCUAAGAGCCACAAGACUUUUGAUGAACAGAAGCCUAAUGCAACAUUUAAAGACCGACGGUCGUCUUUAUCUGCAAGAAAUGAAAAUGAAGAUAAUAGCAAGGAGAAACAAAGGGGACUGAGUUCUUUGAAGGAUCGUGAUAAACAAGGGUCGUACAAGAGUUUUGAAAAGCAAAGGCACGAAAGGGAUUCAGAUGAUGACAGACAUCGGCGAAGAACCGAGGAUCGCUCAAGAAGGCACAGACAUGAUUCAGAUCAUGAGGAUGAUCGAGGUAGAAGAGGAACUGAGAAGCAAUCACGGGAUUCACGGCAUGACAAGAACUCUCCACCCCCUCAUCGGGGAGAAGAUAGAGGACAUCAAAGGAGGAGAACAGAAAGGUAGAGUAAAUGUUUUACAAUGAACCAAAUCAUGCGAGAAAUUUCUGUUUCUAAUCAACUGCUACUCAUGUAUUCAUAUGUUUGAUUUUGGACAUUGAGUGGAUAAAUUAUCAUGUAUCUUGUUGAUCAUCAUCUCAUAUGAAAGUCUUGAAUCAUUUCGGAGAAUACCCAUAUUAAACUCUGGCUAUUCAAUGGGAAAAUGUGUGAAAUCAGAGUUACAUA